AUGGGCGAAGGGAAUGCGCAGCAGCUGGCGGACCAGCGGAAAAUGCAUAUUGUGUCUUUGAACUUCUUGAACCCCGAGUUCUUCCUCGAAGACUUUGUUGCCAAGGAAUAUUCCUUCUUGAGGCAGUACUGCAGCAACAUUUCCAUCUUCUGCGACGCCCACGACGGAGCCUUGUGGUGGUCGGAGCUGUUUAGCGGCAAGCAGGCGCUGGGGCGAAGUGUCUUUGGGCUUUACGCGAGGCCCAACGAGGGCCAGUCUGGAGAGCAGCAGCAGCAGCAGCAGCAGCAGCAGCAAGACCUGCGGAAGCCGCCGCUGUACGCCAGCAGCACGGCUUGCUUCCAGGGCUACGAGCCGCAGCACAUGCAGGCCGACACCCGCGACUGGCUCGAUGUAGACGUCAUCGACAUGACUUGGCUCGGAAAUAAUGUGCAUGCACUUCGCCACUCUUACUGGUCUCUGAACAGAGAGGUUAUUGAGGACCUCCGGGAUGGGGCUGCACCGCCCUGA
Molecule: messenger RNA, 507 nt
Organism: Eimeria tenella
Lineage: Eukaryota; Apicomplexa; Conoidasida; Eucoccidiorida; Eimeriidae
Product: Chromosome III, complete sequence, related
Exons: 5
Coding region: 1-507 (168 amino acids)
Source: RefSeq, a predicted model, not a curated record